Molecule: messenger RNA, 4383 nt
Organism: Strongylocentrotus purpuratus (purple sea urchin)
Lineage: Eukaryota; Metazoa; Echinodermata; Echinoidea; Camarodonta; Strongylocentrotidae
Gene: cep78
Product: centrosomal protein of 78 kDa
Exons: 11
Coding region: 171-3080 (969 amino acids)
Cellular component (GO): centrosome
Molecular function (GO): protein binding
Source: RefSeq, a predicted model, not a curated record
AAGUACUGGCGCGGCCAGCAGUCGAACUUCAAAAAAUUGCAUUUUUAAUUCUGAAAUUAUUAUAACAUUUUAGAGAUCAUAAACGACCAGACCCGUAUCUCUGCAAGAACGAGUUAUCGAGGAUGAUCUAGAGCAUAUAUUGUCAAAUUUUAUUGUUCAACGUUGGUCUCAUGGCUAUGAUAGAAAGUGUAAAAGCAAGACAAAGAGGGGCUCAGGACUUUGAAGGCUACUACAGCCAGCUAUGUGCUCUGCAGGAUUCAUGUCCACUGACCGCAGUCAAGGCCCAUCUGGACGAUGGGGUCCUGGACCUGAACGCAGAUAGGGUACGGCAGCCUGACUGGAUGCCCAUCAUCAAUGCCUUACGUAUCAACAGAAGCCUGCAGUUCGUCGCAUUCAGGAGUUACUUUCAGAGCAGUAAGCAGGACGACCAAAGGUCGCAUUUACAGACCCAGGUCCGACGAACCCCGCCGAUCAGAUCAAGAGACAUCACCCAUCGUCUGUGUAUUGCACUGAGGGAGUGCCUGGCUAACAAUGAACAGCUGCAGCACCUGGAGUUACAGGGCUUGUUGCUGAGGGAAAGGAAUGUAGUGUCACUGUGUAAGGGGCUAGCAAAGAACAGAUGCCUACAGCACCUCUCUCUGGAAUACUGCCGUAUAGGAGAUGGAGGUGUGGAAGUGUUAUGCCAAUGCAUCAAGAAUACACCAAACAUUGUGUCUCUCAACCUCACAGCAGCUGGACUCACAUGCAAAAGUGCAGAUAUGAUAGCCAAGCUAGUCAAGCAUCAAGCUACCAGGAGACAUACAGAAGCAUGGAAAGACAGCUUGAGAUACCGCCGACCUGACUUAGAUCGUAUGCCAGGGAUACGAAGAAUCACCAUUAACAAUAAUCCGCUCCUCAAUGAUAAAGGGGCUAUGGCACUGGCUGAAGCAUUGAAGGAUGACCUUUGGCUUAAAGCUCUUGACAUGCAGCAUUGUGGUAUAUCCAACGUAGGAGCCAAGGCAUUUCUUGAUACUUUGCAUCAGAAUACCAGCAUCGUUGUACUGGACCUGAGAAGAAACCCUUUACUAGACCAAGAUCUCUUGAAGGCCAUCAUAGAACAAGUCAUGAUCAAUUCAGGAGGACAAGAAAUAGAGUACAAAUGGCUGAGAGCAAGGAGUCCUAAUGGGUCAUCCUCCAAGCCGAGGAACAAACGGAAAGUGAGCCUAGUGAGGACCUCUUCCAUCCAGAUGAGAAAACCAAGCACCAGUAGGAGCAGGGUGAAAAGUACAUCUUCCAUUAAACCAGAGAGAAGAACAAGGUCCAAGUCUGAGAGCGGGAUUACCAUUCAGAGUUCUAAGAUGGACAUGGAGCCUGUUCUAACGAGACCUGGUCCAGGGUUUGUUCCCUGGAGAACAGCCGCUAGAGCAAACCAAAGAAGCAGCAAGAGCCUUCUGCAUGUUGAACCUGGAAGCCCUGCUGGAUCGUCUACACCUACUAGACCUGGAGCAUCAUCUAUCCAUGUACAUGCUGUUAGUUCCAGUGAGUUUGAUACCAGUGUCAAGGACAGCAUGGACACACCCUCUACUUAUAUGUCCUCCUCUACAGGCACUGGGGCAACAUAUGAGGCUAAUGUCAAUCGAAAGAUUAAAAAUCUUCAGGUUGAAGCUGAAGAACUGAGACGACGUCUGUACAUUGAGAGCAAAGCGAGGGCAGCGUCUGAUGAGCGUGUGAUAGAGCUGGAGGUUGAGAACAGUCGAUUGAAGCAUCAGCUCCAGCUUCAGGAGGCUAGGGGUCCUACCUCGCCCCUCAAGAAGGGAGGACCAGGGGAAGGAGAGGAGACUGCGGAGGAUGAGGCAUUACUGGAGAGCAUUGAAGAGUCCUUCCAGAAGUUCCAUGGCUUCCUUGAUCUUCUUAGAGAUGCAGGACUGGGUCAGCUGUGCACAUUGGUUGGUCUGAGCUCACAAGACAUUGGUCAUCCUGCAGUGAAAUCAAUCUUGAAGGAUCAUCAGCCUUCUGCUCAACCAGGGUCACUAGGAUCAGCUUCAUCAUCAACACAACAAGCCAAUGGCAUCUACCAGCCUGGAAACCUAAUCUAUUCCAAUCAGCCAAUGCAGCCAUCUCCGUACAAUGUCCCGUUUGGAAUGAUGGGUCCGAUGAUGCCUGGUAUGCAGUAUCCCAAUCAGGUGUCUUCCGCAGGAGCAGGGCAUAUGAACUUCCAGCAAGCCCCUGGGGCGCAACCAAUGAACCUUGGUGUCUAUUCUCAGAUGAUGAACCCAUACCAACAGCAAAUGAUGCAGGGUCAGAUGCCACCGCAUCUGCAGAUGUAUCCUCAGCCCAUACAACAACCAGUGCUUGCCAAUCAACAACCAUCUUCUACCGGACUUUCAAAUGGAGGUCCUCAUCCUGCUCCAUCCAGUACGUCUCAGUCACAACCUUCCAGAGCUGACAGUGCUGUCACAUCAAGGGUGCCAUCAGUACAAGUGACUGCAUCUAGUCAAAGGUCUGCCCAGGUUACGUCCAAAGGUAAAGACAUUCCUCCAGAAUCCAUGUCUAGUACAGAAGGGGUCUUCGUGCCUAGCAUGGUUCAGAUCUCUUCAAGAUCGCACCUGUUUGAAGAGCAGAAGGAAACAACUGUUCUGCCAAAGCAAGAAGCACAUGCAUCAGCUGAGGCUGAUGAUGUAGAAGACCAAAACAGAGAGGAUACCCAUCAUGAUUAUCUUGGAAGUGAAAAAGAAGAACUAGGCCAGGAACCAGGCCUUCAAUUGGUUAAAGACUCUUUUGAGUCGGAUAUUGGAAACAUCAGGCAAAUGACUGAACUAGAUUUUGGUGAGAGUAUUGAAUCCACUCCCAGGGUACCUGGAACCAAAUACCAAAUUGAAGACAGUCCCAGGGUAGAUAGUGCCACACCCACUAAAGGGAUUGGAUCUCCUACGGAGUCAGAUCACUCUGGAAGGGGGCCUCCAAAGGGUGCAAGCCCCACUCCUAGUUACUCUGAGGACUUUGAGGGUGGGGCUGAUGAGGAUGAAAGUGAGAUCGGAGAGGAUCUUUUCAAGGAUUCUGAAGGAAGUUUGCCAGGAUUAACCAGUGAUGAUGAAUUCUAGGCAGAAAGACUUAGAAAUAAAUGUAAGCGUGAUAGUUUUUAUAUCAUGACUUGCUCUGAUACUCUAAAUCUACAAGUGUAUAUAUAUAUAUAUGCGGCUUAUAUGCAAAAUUAUAUGAAGAAUUUGUUCAGUGCAUUUACAUGUACAUCCUACAAAUAGUAAUACAAACUAGAUAGUGUUUUUGCUCAGAAAUAUGAAAAUGAUGUUUCACAAGUUUUAAUCUUAUAAUUCAUCUUUUCUGUCACUUUCAUCUAGUUUCAGCUAUAUUCUGAACCAUGAAGGCUAAUGUUAAAUCUGGAAAUUCAUCACAACUGCCAUAUCUCUGAUUACAUUUUUACAACCCUCCUGUGUAUGAGAGACAUAACUUAAAAGAUAAUGUAACUCAACCAACAUUAGCUGAUAAACUUAUUCAAACUUGUCAGCAAGUUCAAAAAAUUGUAAAAUUACCUGUAUUUGAUUAUUUAGCAAGGAAAGCAAUAUCUCUAAAGUUUGUUGGGUAACAUUUUCCAUUACAUUUCUUCAAAUUUACUCGUGUUGCUGUACUGUGCAUACCAGUAAUAUUGUAGAACAAGAUACUUGAGAGAUUUUUGUAAAGUGUAUGCCAUUCACAAUGUAAGAGAUAGAAAAGCUGUGAAAACUACAAUGUUUUACAUGAUGUAACCUUUUUAGAUUGAAAGCAGUCAACAUCUUAACCAAUUCCAUAAUGUGUGCAGCAAAUCCCAUCCAAAUAUUCAAGUAUUGAAAAUUUUGUUUGGACUUGGAAGAUCAUAAGAUGUGUAUACUUUUCUUCCCAAGACAAAUAUAAUAAUCCAUAUCGUGAAGUAUAUAGUUUGCGCCCAUUUGAUUGUAUGAAACGAAGCUAGUUCAUGAACAUGUCCUUGAUCUUUGAGACAAGUACCUACCUGAUAUGAACAAAAUGAAGACCUUGGUACAUUGACAAAACUGGACAAAACAAACAAAUAUUUAAAAUAUUCAAAUUGUGCUUGUAUGAUUUAAUCUCACUGUCAAUGCUAGGCUUGAUCAGAUACAUUAUGACGUGUUAAACUGGCAAAAAGGCUGCCAUGUUUUUUUGUUAUGUGUAAGUGAAUGGCAACUGCGCGCAACAAAGCUCCUGCUUGUAUUCAGUGAGCUCCCUGUUACAAGAUAUACAGAAAUGCAUAGCUAUUACACUUUACGCCGUCAUAAAAAAAUGCAACAGUUUGGCCUCUUCAUAUCUGAAUGUGAUGAAUAGUUUAAACUGCCAUGACCGCUUUUCACAGCUCCCCCUAACUAAAAUUAUAAAGAUUAUGCCUUAAGAACUUAU